This is a messenger RNA of Phytophthora infestans T30-4, 780 nucleotides long. RefSeq lists its product as uncharacterized. The coding region runs from base 25 to 780 and encodes 251 amino acids. The record is from RefSeq and is a predicted model, not a curated record. NCBI's taxonomy places the organism in Eukaryota, Oomycota, Peronosporomycetes, Peronosporales, Peronosporaceae. The transcript has a single exon.
GCAGAGUCGCCCGAACUUUCUGCCAUGACUUGCGCGGGCUACCUGGUGGUCAACAACAGCCAUCUUGCUUUCGUGGAAAUCUGCACAGGCGUCUUAGUGUGCUCUUUCAACGUGAACACCCACAUGGAUCCCGUGGAGCCGUCAGAGCACGCGCUGCCGCCGCUGGAGCCGCGUCGGAUGGCCAAGUUGGAAGUCUGUAUUACGCGAGCGUCGUUACAGAAGAUGGCGCAUAAGUAUAAGCAACCUGAGGGAGAGAUAGAGCCACCGGACGAAUCGAACAAGCGUCAACGCUUGUUGCAGCUGAGCGGCCACAUGAUCGAGGUGCUGGACGAGGACGAGGACCUAGACGAGUCGUCACUGCCCUGUUCCUUUCAGGUGAACACAUACAAGGUGCACUUGCGGCCAGACGGCAGCUCCAGCAGCACGCUGAACGACUCUCUUAUUCUCACAGCCACCGAUCAAGAGACUAAGAAGAUCUGGGUGAAGAACAUAAAGUUCUGGAACCGCUACGGUUGGAGAGACACAGUGCAAGUAGCUGCCACCCACAAUGACCUCAUUAAGCUCCACGAUAUAUUGCGAAAGUACAGCAACCCGACAAUUUUGGGUGCGUACUCUCGCUACAGCAGCGACGAGGCCUUCUACCGCGAGCGCAACAGCGCCACGAUGAUGUACGGGGACCGCAGCAGCUUCAGUGUCCAGUCGUCGUGCGCCACGAGACGCCAAACGAAACGACGAUUCUAUCGCGCAGCCAUCCCUGGUUCGUUCGCGCCGCCGUCGUGA